AUGGUCGUUGCCGCGCGGUCAGCCGCGCUUAUGGAGCAUCUCGCCCUGAGGCUGCAACCGCUCUUUGGUGGCUCUACUUACCAGCCGCUGCCCACGAUGACCUCUGCCUCUGUUCCUGCUGAUCCCGUCGUCAUCUUGACGGGCUCGCGUCCGCGCAGCAGCCGCCGCCUGUUGCAAACGCACCACCGCAAGCUGCUAGCCGCCGCCCUCCUCUCCUUUGUCGUUUUUGCGAUCGUCGUGCCGAUCUUCAGCCUUGGCAGCGGCCAACAGGCGGCCACCCGUCGCGCCCGCUGGCGUGUUGGCCGUGAGGCCUACAUCGACGCCGUUGUGCAGAACCCGGUCGAGGGCCUGCUGGACCCUGAGCCCAUCCGCCGCCAAUGCGGCGAGACGUCCUUCCAGCUCGGCCUCGUCUGGCACUGCGACUUGGCUACUGGCGGCAUUGCUACCCAGACAAACAUCUGGCUCAAUUGCCUGCGCUAUGCUCUCGAAGCAGGAGCCACUACCGUCAUCCUGCCUCGCAUCAGUACGCGCGACGAUCACGGCCACAUCAUCGACCUUGAAGGCCAAGGCACAGACCUCGCCCAGGUCUACGACGUCGACUUCUUUCUCACAGCCUGGCACGAUGCCUGUCCACUGAUGCGCGCUGUGCUCUCCGACGCUGACGUGCCAAACCUGCCGCCGCUCGCCUCUUCGCCCCGCCUGAGCCCCAGCGCCAUCGGCCACUUUGCUCGUAAGCAGGAUCUCAUUAUCGACCCGCGCGAGUGGCGUCACGCCUUUGACGACUGGCUGGUCAACAGCGCUGGCUCCGAUGCUGUCACCAUGUCGGCUGAACAUCCUGUACGCGUCGUCCAGCAGGCUGCCCUGGCCCAGUGGAAUCGCGAUGCCCACUCUCCCGGCUUUACCAAUGCUUUUCCGCGUCUUAUCCGCCAUCCGGCCGACAUUCGCCGUGUCGCUGCCGUUGCACUCUGGGCCCUCGAGAACAGCGUGCACCAGGCCGUCGUCUCCGACGCCGUGCUGUUUCCUCAUUUAGUAGACAAGUAUGCUGCCAUUUCGGCCAGCAACGCCCGCCUGCCGCUCAUCAACGGCUCGCUCUCCACCAAGCUCGGUCCUCAUCGCAUCGCGCCAGCCGGCUUCCUGGGCGUCCAUCUGAGCGAGCCCGACGACGUGACCACCCAGGCCGGCUGGCCUGGUUACCACGUCCAAGCGACGGCGUACUUUGACGAGGCCGUGAGCAGCGGCCUGUCGACCGUCUUUCUGGCCUGCGGCUUCGAGAACUACGCCAAGCGCUUCCGCGGAGACGCCUGGCACCGUUUUCACCACGACGCUGCCCACCGCAGCCUCAAAAUUGUCAACACCGAGGAGCUGUUAGACGGCACCCCUGAGCUGGGCCUGCUGCGCAAUAUGACCUGGGACCAGCGGUCCGCCGUCGACUUUGAGGUCCUGCUGCAUGCUAGUCGUUUUGCUGGCUUCGUGCGCAGCCGCUUCAGUUGGCAGCUGGCCGUCCGUCGCAGCCUCGUGCCCGAGGCUGGCAUUCCCACCCUCUCGGCGAGGUCGCUUCCCGUCGUCCCUGUCGUCCCGGUCGAGGCCCCGACCGAAAACUACGAAAAGUACCGCGACGGUCUCAGCGUGAUCGUCGGCAAUGCCGAUUCCAUCGUCAUCCAGGGCAUCUGGCCAUGA
Grosmannia clavigera kw1407 is the source of this 1677-nucleotide messenger RNA. RefSeq lists its product as uncharacterized. Bases 1 to 1677 code for a protein of 558 amino acids. The transcript is spliced from 2 exons. The record is from RefSeq and is a predicted model, not a curated record. Lineage: Eukaryota; Fungi; Ascomycota; Sordariomycetes; Ophiostomatales; Ophiostomataceae.